AUGUCUGAUACAACACAGGAGAACGAUCAUAGUAAUAAUAGUAGUAGUACAUUUAGUGAAGACACAACACAAAUUUCAACAAGGUCACAUUCACAAGAAAUUAACACUAUAAAAAUUGUCAUUAACGAUGAUAAUGGACAUAAUCAUGAAAAAUCAGAAAUAAAGCCUCCUUCCCCAUCUGCCGGUGAAAAUGUAGAUGACCAAACGACACUGCUACCAUUUAAACAAUUACUCAUCGUCUUUAUGGGACUAUCAUUAGCCAUAUUCUUAUCGUCACUUGAUCAAACGAUUGUUUCUACCGCGUUGCCAAAGAUUGCAUCGGAUUUUCAUGCCUUAUCGGAUAUUUCGUGGGUGGGAACAGCAUAUCUCUUGACAUCGACAGCAUUCCAACCACUCUAUGGAAAAUUUUCGGACAUUUUCGGUCGUAAAUCUUCCUUUCUAUUUGCGAUCAGCACAUUUGUUGUCGGAUCAGUGUUAUGUGGUGCUUCGGUAGAUAUGCCAAUGUUAAUUGUUAGUCGAGCGAUUGCUGGUAUAGGAGGAGGUGGAAUCAUGUCUUUGGUAAUGAUUAUUAUCUCUGAUAUUGUCCCUUUAAGAGAACGUGGCAAAUAUCAGGGAAUUAUCGGUGGAACUUUUACCAUUUCAUCAGUUGUUGGUCCUUUAAUUGGAGGUGCAUUCACUGAUCACAUUUCUUGGAGAUGGGCGUUUUAUAUUAAUUUACCGACUGCUGCAUUAACCAUCAUAAUUAUUAUUACGAUGCUUCAUUUGCCGCAUGUUUAUGGAUCACUUAAAGAAAAAAUAAAACGUAUAGAUUUCAUCGGAACAAUAUUCCUUGUCGCCUCAAUUGUCAUCAUUUUAUUACCACUCAAUUGGGGUGGAAAUACUUAUUCGUGGGAUUCACCGAUCGUAAUUUCAUUGUUUUGCGUUGGUGCAGUUCUCGUUUGUGUAUUCAUUUUCAUCGAAUUCCGAAUCGCUAUCGAACCAGUUAUUCCACAACAUCUAUUUAAGCUCAGAAAUCCAGUUCUAGUUUAUAUUACAAGUUUCUUUAUCGGAAUGGCAUUUUACGGCUUCAUUUACUAUCUGCCACUAUAUUUUCAAGCUGUUCGAGGAUACUCGGCCACCGAAGCUGGCCUACAAUUAAUCCCAUUGGUACUUGGCCUCGUGUUAUUCUCCACUGUAUCCGGGUUUGCAACAACAGUAACAGGUUCUUACCGUCCUUGGAUUAUUUUCGGAUACGGGCUAACAACAGUCGCCUCCGGAUUAUUAAGUACACUAAAUGAAAAUUCAAAUCGUGGGGAAGAAAUCGGAUAUCUCUUAAUCGCUGGAGCUGGUCUCGGAUGCUCAAUGCAAACCGUAUUAUUAGCAGCCCAAUCUUCCGUAGAACAUAAAGAUAUCGCCGUGGUAACUUCACUCUCGAGUUUUUUCCGAACAAUUGGCGGUGUUUUCGGUGUCGCAAUCUCCGGCGCAAUUUUCAAUAACAAACUCUCGUCAUAUCUGAUUGAUACUUUGCCUUCAAACAUCCCACUGGAAUUGGUGAAAAACUCGGUGGAAUAUAUCCAUACUUUACCUCCUGAUACACAAACAUCUAUUAUUCAUGCUUAUGUGCAUGCAUUAAGUUACGUUUUUUUUGUUGCGAUACCGAUGGCUGGUGUUGCCACUAUUACUAGUUUAUUUAUUAAGCACAUACCGUUACGAAAGACAUUGGGUCCUAUUAUAGCUGAAUAA
Ambispora leptoticha is the source of this 1722-nucleotide messenger RNA. NCBI's taxonomy places the organism in Eukaryota, Fungi, Glomeromycota, Glomeromycetes, Archaeosporales, Ambisporaceae. The record is from the annotation of a GenBank genome assembly.